Molecule: messenger RNA, 4468 nt
Organism: Colossoma macropomum (tambaqui)
Lineage: Eukaryota; Metazoa; Chordata; Actinopteri; Characiformes; Serrasalmidae
Gene: nudt3b
Product: nudix (nucleoside diphosphate linked moiety X)-type motif 3b
Exons: 5
Coding region: 191-727 (178 amino acids)
Biological process (GO): adenosine 5'-(hexahydrogen pentaphosphate) catabolic process; diphosphoinositol polyphosphate metabolic process; diadenosine hexaphosphate catabolic process
Cellular component (GO): cytoplasm; nucleus
Molecular function (GO): diphosphoinositol-polyphosphate diphosphatase activity; endopolyphosphatase activity; bis(5'-adenosyl)-hexaphosphatase activity
Source: RefSeq, a predicted model, not a curated record
UGCGCCGACAACGUAGCAGUUUCAGUAAUGGCGUCUGUGGCUGAGAUGCGCUUGGCUUUGGAAAAAUGAAGCGUAGAAGAACUUAUUUCUUUUAUUGAAAACGCGGGGUUUCCAUCAGUGAACUUUGCGUCGGAAGGCUGUGUCAUCUCCCGGAGGUUCGAGCUCUGAUACUAGUCCCUGUCGUACCGAGAUGAUGAAGCUGAAGUCCAACCAAACUCGCACAUAUGAUGGAGAUGGUUAUAAGAAAAGGGCCGCUUGCCUGUGCUUUAGGAGCGAGACCGAGGAGGAGGUGUUGCUGGUGAGUAGCAGUCGACAUCCAGACAAGUGGAUUGUACCAGGAGGGGGAAUGGAGCCGGAGGAAGAGCCCAAUGUUGCUGCUGUCCGAGAAGUUUGUGAAGAGGCUGGUGUCAAGGGCACUUUAGGAAGACUAGUAGGAAUUUUUGAGAAUCGAGAUAGGAAACACAGGACAUAUGUGUAUGUUCUCAUCGUAAAAGAAGUACUGGAAGACUGGGAGGACUCUGUAAACAUCGGAAGAAAAAGGGAAUGGUUUAAAAUAGACGAUGCCAUACAAGUGUUGCAGUGUCACAAGCCAGUUCAGGCCACCUACUUCGAGGCUCUACAGGAGGGCUGCCUGACCAGUAACGGGACGCCUCUAGUGGCCACGAUAGGUGGAGACCUUUCGCCCACCUACAACAUUAAUCAGAGCUCUGUCUCUGAUAUCAGAUAACUAAUACACAACACUGACACUCCGGAUGCUUCCGCCACCACUCUCGCUCUUAUUCUUUCAGUAUUUUUUUUUCUCUCUUUGCGCUCUCUCUCUUCUUUUUCCUUUAAAAAUGGUUUGCCUUGCCAACCCUUUGUGAGUGCCAGAAAGGUGGCACAAACUUGACAAGUGUUGGGUAAAUAUUCAAAAACUUGUUUUGUAAAUGUAAAUUUAAUGUUUGUCUCUCUACUCUGAUUUCUCACCUCCUCCCCCCCCUACAAAUGGACAGUUGCAUGAAAUACUCUUUCCCCUCCUCUUCCUUUUCUCCCUUUAGUGCCCUCUACGUGGCCCAAGUGUGAGGUUAAAUGAAUGCAAGAACUACUUUUUACUGUUGUGAUGUAAAUACACAUAGCCUAGUACUUACGCUUGAGGCUUUUAAUAUUUUUAUGCGUUCAUUUUCCUGUAUGUGAGAGUGAGUGAGCACGUAUUAGUGUGCGUGUGAUGGUGUAUGUAUGUGUUUGUUCUCUGAACCACCCCACAGUGAGAAGGAAAUGCUUAGCUGCCUGAACGGAUGGAAAUGUGAGAAGUCAGUCGUUUUUGCAUGAGCACUGAUAUUUAUUUGUCUUACGAGUUUGGGUGAUCUGAUGAAUGUUCAACCUGUAUUUGGUGUCGGUAGGUCUUUUGAGUAAUCUUUUUCUCCCCCUUUUUGCCCCUUUUGGCAUUUUGUAAAUAUCUUGUGAGCUGAAGAAAUACAGAUGGCUGACUUAUGCUUGUUCCCUGACUAGAGAGUGGAGCCUAAGUCUUUGAAUAUGCUGACUUUAAAGGGAUAGUUCAAACAAACAGUCAACACAGGCAUGCUAGCAUGCAAAUCGGUUUGUUUCAUGCCACCCUUGCGUCCGCUUAUUGUUGGGCCAUGUUAGCGUUUUUGCCUAGCGCAUCCAUCCAAGUCAGACUACCCUUUGGAACCUCAAUCAAAAGGCUGUGGGAGCAUACGUAUGCUUUUUGUGGCCAGAAGAGAGUCCUACAUGUUCAUUAUAAUAUUAAGAGGUCCUUGAGGUUUAGCAUGUCGCUGCUGAUAUCGCAUGCAAGCCUCUAUUUAUUUCAGUGUUUUGAUGGUGUGCCAGUGAGAAAUGGUCUUUAAAAAAGAAAAUUUGCUAGUUAUUUCCUAAAUUUCAAUGGCAAAACCACUAAAACCAGAAUUAUUUUGAAUGGCAAGGUUCUGGAAUUUAUGUCAAGUUUGGCGACAGAGGUGGAUGUAACCAGAAGGUUCUGUAGAGAAGAACCCCAGAUAGGCACAUAUCAAACUAUUUUCUCUUUUUUUUUAUUUAUUAGCAGGCAACAAACUUCAAAUGGGCCCACUGUAAUACUUUUUUCUUUUUUGUGGACCCAAAUUAGGUGGAAUACAAGUCCAAGACACUAGGCUACAAAGUUGUGCUUCAAAGCCCACUGGGUAAUUUUAAGUUCAGAAAGCUGAGGGCACUUUUUAGUUUAGUCAAAGGUAGCAGUUCCUUUGAAUGUGUCCAACAGAAAACCCACACACCUUAGUCGUCCCUCAAUUUGUUUUAAGCUUGUAAAAAGGCUCAUGUCAACUGCAUGAAGGCACAAAUAGUUAAUGCUGCCUCUUGUUAACUGUGGUUUUCAAUGGAAGAGUUGUAUCUCAUACCGUGUUGAUUUGGGCAGAUGAAGGUGUUGCAUAGCCCUCAUUAAUAUCCAACAAUGAUCUUUGCAGUAGUCUUUUUUUUUUUUCUUCAUCUCUUAAGGGAAUUGUUGAAUCCACAUCUUCAUUCAAGUGCCCCAUACCUGCUUGACCUGCUUGACAGCAAGAACUAACACUCUUUCUAACAUGAUGCAGAGCUAAACAAGGCUUGUACAGACAAGAGACCUUGUUUUAACAUGUAAAAAAGUGGUUUCGAACUGUAAGCUUUGUUUUUUCCCUUCUCUUUUCCUCUUUAAACCAUUUAGUAAGUCGUCUUAGCCAGACUGCUUACCUGCCCUUCUGACAGCAAGCAGCAGUUGGCACAAUACUGUGAAUCUGGAGCCACUGUAGUUAGCCAUUUAUUUUUUUUCCCCCUUCUGCAUAGGUCAAACACAAAAAUAUUAAAUUUACAGAAAAAUUACAGUACAUGUGGUUUGAGGUUGGGUAUGGUACAUGUGAGUUUCUGGUCAUUGGCUAUGGAACUGAAAGGUCCCAAGCAGGAUGUUUGAGCUGUUAUAGAGCAGCCGUUCUCAAACCGGUUCUUGCGGACUGGUUGUAGAGAAUUGGCAGCUAAAGCAGUCCCACCUUUAUUUUAUUUUUUCUGCAUGAUUGUUAAUCCAGAAUUAAAUCUACAUACUUAAUGAUGGUUCUUCAGGGGGGCUUUCGUAAAGAUAAUGGUUCUAUAUAGAACCAUGAACACUCAAAGAACCCUGUAUACGAUUUAAAAAGUUCUUUGCGUCAUGAAAGUGUUCUUCAGAUUGAUGGAGAAUUGUGCUGUAGAUGGUUCUUCUAUUGUAAUAAGACAGACAUCGUAACAAUAGAAGAACCGUUUUGGUGCUAUAUAGAACCCUUUUCAAAAAGGUUCUAUAUAGAACCAUCUACAGCACGUUCUUCAUCAAUCUGAAGAGCUUUUCAUGAUGCAAAGAACACUUUAAUCAUGCAAAGGGUUCUCUGAAAGUUCGUUUCUAUAUAGAACCAUUUUGUUUACCCUAGAACCCUUGAAGAACCAUCAUUUUUAAGCAUGUAGGUUUUUUACCCCCUGCCAGCAGAUCCGUUUUGUUGAGAUGAUGUAUCAGUUUUGCCCCUACAAAACAUCCUGAUUAGGACUUUGAGGCCUGUUUCCCAGACACAGAUUUAAGUCCAGCCCUAAAAGACACAACCUUCUGAAUGAAGGUUUUCCACAGAAAGAAAAACGGUCCAGGACUAGCCUUAAUCCCUGUCUGGGAAACCAACUCUGUGGGCUUGGUUAUUAGUGAGCAAAGAGCCCGUACAUUCAGGCAUAAUCUUAACAGAGGCCAUGGUUCAACUGAGUAAAUCCAAAUUUGUGAUGAUUUUGUUUACAUGGCUAGACAAGUGUAGGUCUAUCCGUCAAACACUAAAAUCAUGAUUUAGAAGAUUACAUAGUCCUAUAGCUGGGUGGAUGGACUUUACAUAAUACUUAAUACAUAAUAUUGUUUCUUUAAUUGCCCAGAAAGCGCAACAGUAUUGAUGGGCUGUUUUUAACUGCACAUAGCACAAUCGCCCAUAGAAACAUAAAACUGUGUAUUAUAAUGAAUUUCUGACUAAUUUAAAACUAAAUCUCAGUCUCCUGUGCAGGGAGUAGCUGGAUUAUAUGUGGAAUACAGACAGCAUGUUGUAGUCCUUUCUCCCUCUCCAGAUUUGACUCUGCUCAUGCAGUCUUGAUUCCAGACAGAAAAAAGAUUCUGACCUGUUGAAUUGACUAUGCUCAGUUACCCUCUAUUGCACCUUACUAUUACUAGCCCAGCGUAAUGCAUUAGACCCUGAAUGUAGACUUUGAAUUUACAUCAAAACACCAGCCUGAGUUUAGAUUUUUCACAUGUCCUCAAUGAGUCACCUUUGAAAUUUGCCUGAUGUAGAGUAUGGUCUAUAGAAACCAACAUGGAGAAAAAAAUUGACAUUAAUUCAGUUCCUAAAGCUGUGACCCUUUUCCGUUUAACAAGCAUACCCUUCACUGGAACAUUUGCUUUGUGAUUUUGGGAUUGUGGAAUAUACCAGUAUGAGAAUGUAAUAUAAAUGUGCCAACAAAUAAACAUCAGUAUUUCACAUUA